CCGGAACGUUGCUUCCGGGUCGCAGUUGCCGGGCGGAGGCGUGCCGACAUGGACCAGUCCUCCCGCGGCCGGGUUUGCGCCGCUGUCGCCGGCUGCUGACGUGGACAGGCCGGGUGUAGGGCCGCAGGUGCAGGUCGCUAUGGCGGUGGACAUCACGUUGUUGUUUCGAGCCAGCGUCAAGACUGUGAAGACGCGGAACAAGGCGCUGGGAGUGGCAGGGGGCGGCGGGGUGGAGGGCAGCAGCGAUGAUCUGUUCCGCCGGAGCUCUCGGCCCAAGGGCGACUUCUCCAACCGGGCCCGCGAAGUGAUUUCUCACAUUGGCAAACUGAAAGAUUUUCUUCUGGAACACAGGAAAGAUUAUAUUAAUGCUUAUAGCCAUAUCAUGUCUGAUUAUGGGAGGAUGACAGACACAGAACGGGACCAGAUAGACCAGGAUGCUCAGAUAUUCAUGCGGACCUGUUCAGAAGCAAUCCAGCAACUCAGGACAGAAGCUCACAAGGAGAUGCAUUCCCGGCAAGUGAGGGAGCACAGGGCUGCUGUUGUGGAGUUCAUUGAAGAUUACCUGAAACGAGUGUGUAAACUUUACUCUGAACAAAGAGCCAUCCGAGUUAAAAGAGUGGUGGAUAAGAAAAGAUUGUCCAAACUGGAACCAGAACCAAAUACAAAGACAAGAGAAUCCACAUCAUGUGAGAAAAUUGCACAGAAUCCUUCAAAAGACUCUGAAGAAAAACUUGCCACGGAAGAAUAUCCAGAAAAAAAUCUGACUGAAGCACAACCUGAAUUGGGAACCUGGGGAGAUGGCAAAGGCGAAGAUGAAUUAUCCCCAGAAGAGAUACAGAUGUUUGAACAGGAAAACCAGCGGCUGAUCGGUGAAAUGAACAGCUUGUUUGAUGAAGUGAGGCAAAUCGAAGGAAAAGUGGUUGAAAUUUCCAGACUCCAGGAGAUAUUCACUGAAAAGGUUUUGCAACAGGAGGCUGAGAUCGACAGCAUUCACCAGUUGGUUGUAGGGGCAACUGAAAAUAUCAAGGAGGGCAAUGAAGACAUCCGAGAGGUACAGUAGCUCUCCAGGGUCACCAGUGUGAGUACAGGAGCCACCCAGCAGCCUGGGCCUCCGCUCAUUGCCAGCCACCCCUCAAAGGUGCUGAGCCACAGUUGAGAAGAGUGAGAAACGGAGACCUUGCAAUGUGUCCCACCCGGGAUGGUGGGCCAGGACCAACCACUGGUGGCUCGGCCGCCAUUCAUGCAGUGCCCACGUCACCCACGGCCUGAGGAGGGGACCCCGGCUUGUCUUGGCACCACCACUCGCAGGUUUCGCACCACGCAUGGCUGCUCCCUUCGGUACCCUCUGAGACAGAGGUGACGGUGCUCGUGGGACAGCGGGGCACUGGCUCGGGGCCUAGACCUGCCCAGCACCUGGAACCACACGAUGGCUCUGAUCCAGCCAGGGACCACCUGGGGCUCCAGGCUCUAACAUCGCCCUCUGAAAUCAGAGGCCUCUCUGAUGAGUUCCCAGGUCCUCGCCACCGGGACUGGGAGGAUGGCGGGUAGUGAGGACGAGACACAGCAUGCAGGGUCCCACAGAGGGUCACAGACACAGUCCUGGCAGUGCAUCCACUCCCCGUCCCUGCCAGCCGGGCCCUGCGGCUCGGCCGUGCCAUGGCCGUCUCCCCUGUUGGCUGACUCCUCAGAGGUGAGACCCCACUGCCACCAGUGCAGUGCAGAUGUAAAGGGGCCGGCCCCUACAGCCACCCCACCUCCCUAGUGGGGAACCAGCUCUCCUUACCAGCUCAUUAAACCCUGAAGGAUCAAGAUCAGAAAUACCUGGAAGCCCCCUGUGGGCACAAAGAGCUAUUUUCAGAAGUGAAAUGACAAAGAAAUGGAACGUGUUUGUCACUGACACUGUCCCUUGGCCAGCAUUUCAGAGUUGAUGUUGGCAGAAGCAUAUCGCUGCAAAAAAUCUUAGUUUUGGAGUCAGGCCCACGGUGAUAUGAGUUCACUUCAGUUCACGCUCUCUGAACCUCAGCUUUCUCAUCUAUAAAAUGGAACCAGUGAGUCUCACUGCCGGGGUGCUGUGAGGACUAACGGCAGUGCAGAGCAGCUCAGGUCAGAGGUCAGGAUGUGUCCAAAGUCACACAGACAGAAAAGAUAAAGAGCCAAAGGGGGUACACACGUGCAGCCCCUUUGUCAUCAGCAUCCUGAUCUCAGCCCCACCUGGGCACUGGGAAGCACCAGACACCACAUUAAGCCGCACGCUCAGGCUCGAGGGAGGCCCUGCAGGUGGGCCGAGCUCCCCUCAGCCUGCCCAGCCAGCCUCGCACCUUCCUCCCAGGAGAUGCAUCUGUGCCUCCAUGGCUGGGGCCGUGAGUUGCCAUCGGCACCCCCACCACACCCCAGUGCCCAGCACAGAGCCCUGCAGCACCUGAGCCCUGCAGCAGUACUGAGUAAGGACCCCCUGGCUGGCCUGAAAUGGCUGGGAAAUACCCCCGACCUCCAGGCACCAGGCCGUGUGAGGACAGAGGGUGUGACCUGAUGCCAGGGCGCCAUGUGGAGGCUGCCAGUGGCCAGAGCCCGGGGGGCUAAGGAAGGCUUCCCAGAGGGAGCC
Tupaia belangeri chinensis (Chinese tree shrew) is the source of this 2602-nucleotide messenger RNA. RefSeq names its product syntaxin 18 (gene STX18). Gene Ontology annotation, molecular function: SNAP receptor activity. The record is from RefSeq and is a predicted model, not a curated record. NCBI's taxonomy places the organism in Eukaryota, Metazoa, Chordata, Mammalia, Scandentia, Tupaiidae. Gene Ontology annotation, cellular component: endoplasmic reticulum; SNARE complex; membrane. Gene Ontology annotation, biological process: intracellular protein transport; retrograde vesicle-mediated transport, Golgi to endoplasmic reticulum. The coding region runs from base 140 to 1060 and encodes 306 amino acids. The transcript is spliced from 11 exons.